Podarcis lilfordi (Lilford's wall lizard) is the source of this 14282-nucleotide messenger RNA. The record is from the annotation of a GenBank genome assembly. NCBI's taxonomy places the organism in Eukaryota, Metazoa, Chordata, Lepidosauria, Squamata, Lacertidae.
GUCCCCCGGAGCCGCCAUCUUGGGAGCGUCAUGAAACAAGCGCCGCCGACGCUAAGCGGAAAGAAGACACGUUGAAAGCCUCCGCACCGUGUUUCGCAAAGGCGGCUCGCGAAACGCAGCCGUCGCUCUUGGAAAUGAGCGCCGCUGCGAAACUAGGAAGCGGAUACGCAGAAACCUCCGCACGUCGCUCACGGUGGGCGCCGCCCUCGUGAGUCCCUCACGAAAUGCAGCCCUCCCGGAAACAAGAGCUGCUGCGAAGCUAGGAAAGGCGCAAAAAAAGGAGAGUUUUGGAGGGAUCAAGGGGCGAGCGGGGAGAGGAGGCGCAGCGCAGAAGACCAGGGAGUAAGGCGGAAAGGGGUGGGUGGUUGCGAGGAGCAAUAUUCGGGUAGCUCCUGCCGGCCGCAGAAGGUAAUGCGUGUUUCGUUUUGGGAUCCUUGCCUUAGUUUUUGUUCAAAAAGGGAAUAAAGCAAAGCUAGCUAUGGCUCUGGCGCUGCUGCUGCUACCCAGGAGGAGCCGAAGUUUGCUGCCCCUUGCAGGGGACCUGAGAGGAGCCGUUGAUCUCUGCAUGAUCAGAGGCAAGUGCACUUGCAGUUUAUCCUUCUAUUAUUAUUAUUUAUUAGAUUUCUGUACCGCCCUUCGUCCGAGGAUCACAGGGAGGUUUACAGUGUAAAAACAAAAAUGCACACCACAGCAACAAACAAUAACAAUAAUCCCUUCUACAAACAGUUUUAAAAAGGCCAUAGAUUGUUUAAUUGGCCAGAUAUAUGGUUAUAGCAGAAUAUUUUCACCUCACUCCUAAACUUAUGUAAGAAAGGCACCAGUUGAAUCUCUGGGGAGAGCAUUCCACAAACGAAAAGGUUCAUUCUCAUAUUGCCGUUCUCCGGAUCUCUGGAGAAGAGUACAUGAAGAAGGGCUUUACAUGAUGAUUAGAGUUUAUAAGUGGAAAGACGGUCCUUGAGGUAUUGUAGUCCUGAGCCUCUUCCCCUUCCCACUCACCCCCAGCUCAUUUCAUCCAUAGCUGUCCCUGUUUUCUGGUCCCUGCUAAGAUUACAUCCUGUUACGGAGUUAGGGAAGGUCAAGGGAGGGAUGGAACGACACUCCUGGAGGAAAAGGCUGCAGCAUUUGGGGCUUUUCAGUUCUGAGAAAAGGCGAGUGAGAGGUGAUAUGGCAGAAGCUUAUGAGACUGCUGUAAGUGUAGGGAAAGUGGAGAGAGGAAAACUUUUCUCCCUCUCAUAACUCCAGAACUGGUGGGCAUCCAAUGAAGCUAAAUGGAAGAUUCAGGACCGGUAAAAGGAAAGCACAUAGUUUCAUGGCGCAUAGUUGAACUGUGGAAUUUGCUCUCACAGGAGGGGGCAAUGGCUAACUUUGAUGACUUUGAGAGGACUGAAUUAAUUCAUGGAGGAGGAUAAGGCUAUAGAUGGCUACCAGCCAUUAGGGCUAUGCUCUAGUUAUGCAGUUAGAGGCAGGAAUGCUUCCAAAUACCAGUGGUUGGAAAUCACAGGAGGGGAGAGAGCUCUUGCGUUUGAGUCCUGAUAGUGGGUUUCUCACUGAGGUAUCUGGCUGGCCACUAUGAGGACAGGAUGUUGGACUACACGGGCCAUUGGCCUGAUCCAGCAGGCUCUUCUUAUGUGGGUGUUGAAGCUGCUGUUGUUUCCUUUUAGAUAUACAUUCAGGAUGAUGUUUUGAGGUUGAUUGGUUGAUUGCGCUAACUUUUGUGUCACUUUUCCAUAAUGAACUGCACCCAAAGAAUAUUGCAGCAGAUAUUCUAAACAUCUGUAUACCAAUAUACCAAAAUACAGAGCACAUCAGUAAAAUUCAAAAAAAUGACAGAAAUCCCAACAAUUUGGCAAACACAGAAUAAAUUCAAUAUUAAUGUUUGUCCAGUGAUCCAGCCACUCUUUGCUAGUAGCCUCUCUGUCUAGGUUAACUCCAUCCCUAGAGAGCAGAGCCUAUUUUCUCUCUCUCUCCCAAUGUGUUGAGAUAAGAUGUCUGCUAUUUUCUCUUUUUCAUCUCAGUGUAUAAGUAGUUCCUGCAUAAAUAAAGCCUUUUAACUCCAGAAACUGCAAUUCAGUCUAAUUCACCCAAGCUGCAAGCUCUUCUAACAAUCUGUGCUUGAUUUUAUCCUCAUUUUCUGGUGAUACUUGAGGGAUCACACUAGCUUUUUGCCACUAGCAUCAGUAAAUAGGACAAAGGAAGGUCAGCUGUUCACUUUGCUCAUCCUUCUUCCUCUCUGUCCUUUGAUUGGGCUGUUUUUCCUCAGGUACAGGACGUCUCCUCUGCCAUACUGACCAGCCAUCAGCCACUGACAGCCCCACAGGAGAAGAAAAGUAUUACCCGUUGUAUCCAGGACACAUCCCCACCAGUCCUCUGCAGAAAGGCCUGCUGGCAGCUGGCUCAGCGUUCAUGGCUCUCUACAAUCCCUACAGGCAUGGUGAGCUGGGGCCUGCCAUUUUGUGCAAGGUGUGGAUUUAGUUUUGCUAGCAAGCGAAGUACAUGUAUCUUGUGUACUUUCUAGGGGGGAAAGGAAGUGCUAUCCUCAGUUGAUAGGUAUACAUGGAUGGAGAGGGGGGCCCAAUAACUCAUGUUCUGGAUACGAGACAGUCAUACUUUCGCCAAGGAUACUCUAUUCCAGUCCCCCUCAAUAGCCCCAGUUUUCUGGGUCCCCCCCCCACUCCCUCUGGCAGCCCACAUUCCUUGCCAACUGAGCAGUCAGUCGUCGUUGAGCGGUUUUUGUGUUGUCGUGGGGUUUUUGUACUUCUGCAAAAUGUUAGAAUUCCACCUGCUGUGCUGACAGUAUUCCAGAUGUGGUCACACCAUAGAUUUCUUUGAGGGCAUUAUGUUAUUGACAGUUUUAUUUCCAGUUGCUUUCAUGAUGCUCUCCAGCAUAGAACUUUGCAUUUUUCACAGCUGCUGCACACUGGGUCAGCAUCUUCACUGAGCUGGCCAUGACAACCUCAAGGUCUCAUUCCUGGUCAGUCAUUGCCAGUUCAGACCGCACGAGCAUCUGUGUGAAAUUAAGGGUUUUUUUGCCCCAACAUGCAUCACUUUACAGUUGUUUGUAUUGAAUUACAUUUGCCAUUUUACUGCUCAUUCACACAGUUUGGAGAGGGCCUUUUGGAGCUCUUUACAAUCUCUUCCUAUUUUAACAACCCUCAACAAUUUAGUAUCAUGAGCAAACUUGGCCACCUCACUGCUCACUCCUAACUGCAGAACAUAUAUGAUCAAGUUUAAAAGCACAGGUCCCAAUACUGAUAUUUAGGAGACUCCACAUUCUACGUCUCUUAAUUUGGAGAACUGUCUAUUUAUUCCUAACCUUUGCUUGCUCCAACUUAACCAGUUCCUGAACCACAAGAGGACCUCUCCUCUUAAUCCUUGACUACUAAGCUUACUCAAGAGUCUUUGGUGAGGUACUUUGGUGAGCUGUCAGCUCCUGGGAACCCUAAUGGUUUUAAGCAACUUGGGAACAGAGGAAUCAACAUCUUGCCCAAAAGCCACGUAAGAGCUUUGAUGGGCAUGGGGUCUGCAAAUGCCUCCCCAGCAGUAGCAAAAUUUUUCUCCAACACUUGCUAGCUAAAUUUCUAUUUUAUCUCUUCUCAAACAUAGCUCUUUCUCACAGUCAAACUCUAUACCAACCUGCCAACCUGAUCCCCCAUGCAGUUAUUUUGGACGACAACUCCCUUGGCCAUGCUGGCUGGACCUAAUGGGAGUUCCAGUCUAAAACAUCUGGAGAGAACUUGGCUGGCAAAGACUGCUCUGCCAGGUUCUCAGUGAAAUUCAUGCCCUUAGCAGUCCAUGUGGAAUAACAGCCACGACUCCAUCGCAUACACAGAUUUGCCACUAUUCCUCUCCUGUUGGCUGGCCAGGAAGGGCUUCAUGGGUCUCAUUAUUGCACACAUGCUCACUGAGCCUCAUUUUAAAAGUGGUGGCUCUUUCAAGGCUGUUGUGUUGAUGAAUGUCAUUGCUAUACCAAAUCCUUUCAUUUGCUCUGCCAGUUUUCAUUCCGGUGAGUUUUGUGACUUGUCCUGAGCUCUGUUCCCGCUAACUCACGAUCUUCCUCUCUUGUUUGGUUCCAUUUACAGAUAUGGUGGCCGUCCUUGGGGAGACAACAGGGUACCUCGCUUUGAGAAACCUCAGGGAGAAGAUGAGAAAUGACCCAGAGGGAUAUCGGAUCCUACAGUAUGUGAAUGUGUGUUUGUUUUGGUUUGGUUUUAGUCUGUAGCUGGGAAGAGAUUCUGUGGCAGCCGGGUUCGUGGACAUGCAACUCUCCAGUUCUUGCGGAACUGCAAUUCCCAUCAGCUCCAGCCAGCAUGACUAAUGGUUAGGGAUGAUGGGAAUUGGACUCCAGCAAAUAUUUGGAGGGCCGCAGGCUCUCCACCCCUAAGUUACAGAGAUUAGUACUCUUUGGGGACAUCUAUUCAUAUUUGAGUUCACAUAUGAGGAUUAGUAACUCGCCUUCAGCAUACAUUAAGCACACAUUUAUAACUGGGGAUUUUAAGUCUGCAAUCCUAAAAUACACUCCUCAUUUGUAGUGUUUAUGCUUUUAAAAAGAGAUAGCCUAGUGAGCACUGUGCUCAGUUGCUGCAGAAUUGCUAUACAACUGUUGGGGGGGGGAAUGGAAUUUAUUUAUUUAUUUUCAUAGAAUUUAUAUGCCACUUGAUUGUAAAAAAAAAACUUCGAAGCUUUUUACAAAAGAUAAAACAAUAAAAUCAAGAAAAAAAUCACAACCAUGCAAAAGUUAAAAUACUAAAACCGAUUAAAAUUACCUGGACUUUGUAAGCCUCCAGAUAGGUUAGCAGGGGCCAAAAAGAGUUUAGUGAAGAUACCUGCUUGAUAUCAAUAGGCAGGGAGUUCCAAAGUGUAGGUGCUACCACACUAAUGAUCAAGUGUCUUUCUAAUAUCUACUGAUUGGUGAUAGAUUGAUAAAUGGAUGGAUAAACAGAGCAUUUGAAUUCUUACACAUAUGGAGUGGGUAUUAUGUGACUCCUGUAGUAGUGCCAGUUCUGCCAAUCUAAGAGUUGGUGGGCACAUGUGGGGUAAGGAGAACUCAUAGGUAAACUGGUGCCAAGUUGUUAAGGGCUUCAUAUGCUAACAGUAACUGCGCACUGGCUUGCGACAUCUAGGUUAAUAAAAGUAUGGCCAUGAAAUGGAUUUUGGAUUUUUAUUUUGUUUUAAUGGCUACUUUUACUCCAUUUCACACUGCACACCUGUGCAUGCACCUAACUUGGGAGUCAGUUCCAUGGGGCUUUUUGUACUUGUGCAAUGGAUCCAGCCAUUUCACUUUCAGUUUGUAUACCCCCUUUCUAUAUUGCUAUGCAAAAGGUGGUUUACAGCGAUAAAAUAUACAGCAAAGAACACACAUCUUAUAAUAAUCUGAUCCAGUACAGAAAGUAACAAUAAAACAUAACUUAAAAUGCUAAGCCCUGAAGGAUUGCACUCUCAGCUCUUGCCAUCGAUGUCAGUGGGAUUUAGAUGCAGUUGGAUUGUGCUCAAGCUCAGUAUUUCUAAACUACUUGAAGCUGGGAUGGGAGAUCCUGUGGUCCUUCAGAUACCAGUGGACUGCAACUCCCAUCAUCCCUGACCACUUCUCAUGCUGGCUGAGGUGCUUGGGAAGAGGGAUUCCAGCAACAUCUGGCAGGCCACAGAUUCCUAACAGAAAGGUAUGGCAAUUUGCCUCAUUACAUGCUUCAGUGCCUUAAUAAAACUAUAGGGCUCUAGAAAGGUCAGCUAACCCUCUGGAUUUCACAGGCUAAGCCAGCCAUCGUCCAAUUUGCCUUCCUUUGCAGAGAACGGCCUCGGAUACGCCUCUCCACAUUAGAUAUCCGUGGACUUCGGGGGCUUCCAGACGAGACCUUUGGCCGAGAGUAUGUCCGGUUUUUGGACGAUAAUGUGAGUAUAGUAGUGCUUAAGGCUGGGUUUUCAGUAGAGCAGGGAUUGGGAUCCUUUUUGGUUCCAUGGUCCUUCUCUGGAUCAGCCUCGCAGGCCAAAUUUGAUGUCGUAGUUUAGUGUUCUUUCUGUUUUCAGAAAAGUAAUCUUUAUUGCUUUAUAUAUGUGUGUGUGUGUGUGUAUGUGUAAAUAUAAUAAUUAUAAUAUAUAUCAUCAUUACAAAUAUAACCAAGCAUAGAAGACAUAGAUAAGAAAUCUCCUCUCCCUCCACCCAAAAACACACCCUUUUGAUCCUGUGAUGUUACAUUAAAUGUCCUCAGUCUCGUCAGUCUGAGUCAGUGGGUGCCAAUGUCCUAGAACAGGAGUUGGCAAGGUUUACCUUGCCUGGGCCAGUUCACUCCAGCGGAGAUCCCUCUGUGGGCUGGAUUCCAAGCGCGUGCGCCCGCCAUUUCUGGCGUCUGCGCAGACGCGAUUUCCAGCAUCUGUGCAGGUGCUAUUUCCAGUGCCGUGAAAACGAGUCCCUGCACCAUGCUGGUUUAGCGCAGUGCGUGGGGACUCACCAAGUGGGCGGCUUGGUUUGGGGGCGGCUCGUGGGCCGGUUAAAUGACCCCCGUGGGCCCCUUGUGGCCCAUGGGCCUUAGGUUGCCAACCCCUGUCCUAGAAUAAUAUGAAUUUGUCAGCGUACAUGUGUACACAUAUCUAGAAAUACCUCCAAAGGGAGAAUGUCAAAGAUCAUAUAUUAAAAUAUCAAUGGUUAAUCAUUAAUAAUCCAACAGAGCUCUGGCUGGCAGCAUCUUUCCAGGGUCUUUCCCCAUCGCUCUGCUGCCACCUGCUCCUUGUUAACCAGAGAGGCCAAGGUUAAAACCUGGGACCUUCUGCAUGCAAAGUUCUGCCGCUGAGCUGCAACCUCUCCCUGGUAGUGGAUGCACAUGAGCCUACUUUUUCUUUUUUCCUGGUUGGCAGAGAAUCUCUCCAGACACCAGGAUGCCUCCUAAGUUUGUAGAUGAUGAAGAAUUGGCCUAUGUGGUCCAGCGGUAUAGAGAGGUCCAUGAUCUGAUGCACACCCUUCUUGGCAUGCCCACCAAUAUGCUCGGUGAGACAAGGCUUCUUAUGGCUGAGUUGAAUCUGGUCGCCCUGUUUACUGCGUCACUUUUAUUUUCCUUUAUUUUACAAAUUUGGAAACUGUUUCACAACCUAGGGUCAUCAAAACGGUGCCCUAAAAGAUGAAAAUAAGAUAAGACACAUGUUCUAAAAGCAGUUAAAACCAUUCCUGCAAAGCUUUUCAACAAUCUUACCUACGUUUGGCUUCAUUGGGUGUACAUGACUGGUGUUAUUGGGGGCGGAUUCUGCCUCCCCACUUUCUCCAUGCCUAAUGCAUAGUUCUGUGAUUUCACUUUUACUCACCUUUUCUCUAAACUGAAAAUCCCCAAACACUGCAAGCUUUCUUCAUAGGGGAGCCGCUCCAUUCCCCUUGAUUGUUUUGGUUCUCCUUUUCUGAACCUCUUCCAAUUCCACAGGGUUCUUUUUUGAGGUGAGGUGAUUAGAACCAGACACCAUAUUUCAAAUGCAGCUUCACCAUAGAUUUGCAUAAGCGCAUUACGAUAGCAGCAGUUUUAUUUUCAAUUCCUUUCCUAAUGAUCCCUAUCGUGGAAAACGCCUUUUUCACAGCUGCAGCACACUGAGUCAGUGCCUUCAUCAAAUUACCUGCUACUACCUCAAUAUCUCGUUCCUAGUCAGUAACUGCCUGUUCAUACCCUCAUCAGUGUACAGUCAAACCUCAGCUGUCGAACGUAACCCGUUCCGGAAGACCGUUCACCUUCUGAAAUGUUCGGCAACCGAGGUGCGGCUUCUGAUUCUUUGCAAGGCGGAAGCUGCAUCGGACGUUUGAAUUCCGAGGAAUGUUUGAAAACUGGAGCAUUUACUUCCAGGUUUUCGGCGUUCGGGAACCGAAAUGUUCAAAAACGGAGCUGUUCGAGAACUAUAUGUGAAAUUAAGAAUUUUUUUGUCCCAAUAUGGGUCAGUUAUCCACAUGGAUCUAAGCAUUUUCUCACUUGGAGCUGUGUGUAUGUAAGUUGCUUGGCAAUGGAUGUAGCACAUUCAUUGUACUCUACGGAGUUGAUGAAGUAGAAUCUGGGGAUCAGCAUCUGUGGAGAAAGUGACAGAGAGCAAUAGGCAGGAGAGAGGAGCCCCUUUGCUAUUAAUGCUAAUAAGCAAGGUGUUAAAUCACUUCCUCCAGUUUCACAAAUGGCCUCGUGGUCAGAUGUAAUUCCUAAGCAGUUCUGGUCACUGGUUUGGUCACAACAUAACCUCUGCCUGCUUUAGUUUAUUUUAUAUUGUGUGUUCUUAUCAGUUGUAAGAGUUUACAAUAUUGGAUGUCAUAUCUGCAAGAAGAAGCAUUACUUAUUAUUAUUAAUUAUUAAAUUUUAUUUAUACCCCACCCUCCCCAGCCAAGACAGGGCUCAGAGCGGCUAACACCGGUAUAAAAACAAUUGAUUAAAAUACAACAAAAACAAGAUUAAAAUACAACAUUAAAAUGCAGCCUCAUUUCAGUAGGAACUCAAAUCAGAAACUUUUUUGGGUAUGAAAACAUCAAGUCUUCACCAAGGCCAGCUAUCCAGACUGGUCCUACAUGGGCCAGAAAAAAGCCAGGGAAGUCCCCAGACAGGAGUUCCAUCACAGAAGGAAAAAGGAAAGAGGGGAAGGGGAUCAAGUUGAUUCCAAGCCAAAGGCCAGAUGGAACAACUCUGUCUUACAGGCCCUGUGGAAAGAAAUCAGAUCCUGCAGGGCCCUGGUCUCAUGAGACAGAGCGUUCCACCAGGCUGGAGCCAGAGUUGAAAAGGCCCUGGCUCUGGUUGAGGCUAAUUACUGCUUGUAUCUUGGCAAUAAAUCAGACAGUAACAGCACAAAUCUACGUGCUCAAAAAUGACUCCCGUUGGGCUCGUUCCCAGCUUAAGUGUCUCUAGGAUUGCUGCCUAAAUGGUACAUGUGUGAAGCAAUAUCCGCCACAACCUUCUGGCACCGUUUAAGAAGCACAUAGCAGGCAUAGGUCGUGCAUUAAUGUGUUCACAGGUUGGGUGGCAGUUGCCUUUCACCUACUUUUAGGAUCCAACCAUGUCAUGAGUCAUUGGGGUGGUUGAGCUAGAGGGAGAGGAGAACUGGAGCAGGGCUAGGAAAUGUGGGGUAUGGAGGAUGGGGGCAUUGUGCAAUCACCCCUGAGCCAUUAAACACAAAUGUUCUGGAUUUAUAGGAGGAAGGCCAUGAGUCAUUCGGAGAUUCGGAGUAGAAGCCUGGCUGAAAUUGCAGAAGGGCUUUGAACUCCUUCAAGGCCCCGACGGCACCCUAGUAGUUAUUUUAAAAUCUCUGGGUGCUUGGGCACCUGAUCCCUCGUGCGCUUUUGCUUCGCUUUUUCUGCCACGUUGACUACCACUGCCCCUUACCACCCCAGAUGAGUUCAGCAGCACGGGUGGGGGGUGAAACUGCAACCAUAGUGCCAGUUAUUUUAGUUAAAGGCUUCUGUUUACUUCCAUACUUUCAAAGCUUCCAGACCUUAAGCCUUAAGCAAGGCCUUGAAGAUGUGACAACAGUCUUCUGUAAGUUUUGGAAACAAGACAGGGUAUCCUACAGCAGACAGGACAGCAGCCUGUGUUUUAGAGCAUCUGUUUGGGGCUGUCCAAAUUUUUGGGGCCUGAGAACUUACCUGGAAACAUAAGGAACUAUCUUGGGCACCACUAAAUACCCAUUUCACAGACAAAAAACCUGGGGAUACUCAGAAUUGCUUCCCUGAAACAGGCAAAUGUUUCCAAACGUUUCCUCCAAAAGGGCGAGCGGGGAGCAGGCAACAUGUCUCUAAAGAACAGGCCACUACCACCAAACCGCCCCCCCCCCCCGAAAAACCCAAAAAACAGAUUUUUUAAAAAAAUGGCUCAGCCUUGGUAGGCAUCAAGGCACUGUUUGGGGGCACUGCCAGCCAGUGUAGACAGCAGUGAGCUAGAUGGGUCACGGGUCAGAUUCUAAUGUUUUCUCCCCUAGGGCAGCUUCCCACAUUCCUAAAGUGUAAUUUUAAAAACAUCAUUGUUGUUUUUGCAAAAUUCAUGAAACCUGCUGUAAACUAAUAUCUGACCCUUACGGGUACAAAGAAGUAUCCGAACAGGUCAUCGCUGUUUCUGAAAUUUUGAAGCCUUAGAAUUCAGGAAGACAUUUCAGUGUUCCAAAGUUGCCUGGGUAUUUCCAUUCACCUAUCAGCCCAAUGAAAUGUAGGCCAUGCCAUUGGCUUAAAAGCUUUAUAGUUUGGUUGUGAGAAAGAUUUUCUUUUCUUUUAUCUCCUGGUGCUUUUUCUCAGGGGAAGUCGUGGUAAAGUGGUUUGAGGCAGUCCAGACUGGCCUGCCCAUGUGCAUUCUGGGAGCAGCAUUUGGCCCACUCCGCCUUAACGCCCGGUAUGUUGAGAAGCCUUUAAAUGCAACUGACAUGCAAACAUUUUGCCCAUUGUUAGUUUGCUAAACAGACACAGUGGUACCUUGGUUUACAACCAUAAUCCGUUCUGGAGGUCCGUUUGUAAAUCAGAACAGGUUGUAACCCAAGGCUUGCUUCCGCCAAUGGGGCCUCCAAAAAAAAAUUGUUUGUAAUCCCCCCAAAAAUGGGUUGUAAUAAUAAUAAAAAAGGUUGCAAACCAAGACAAGCACUUCCGGGUUUGACGUGUUUGUCAUCCAAAAUGUAUGCAAACCAAGGUACCACUGUAGUGUGGCUGUCAGGCCAGAAAGCCUUGGACCGUCCUUCAAACAUUCGCCUCAGAUCAAUCAACUCCUUUAUGUUUGGAGAUUCAAAAAAGGGCAGUGAAAAUUACAGGGGGACUUCCUAGUUUGGGAAAAAGUCAACUAAAGAAGGAACCUGAGUUUACUUUGAACUGACACAGGACGUUCUACCUAAGCAGUUUUCAAUGUAAGAAGAGCCCUGCUGGGCCCAUCUUAUCCGGCAUCCCAUAUCCCACAGUGGCCAACCAGGAGCUCUAAUGGGAAGCCCCCUAGGGACGUGACACAUUGUUCUCUCCCACUGUUGUUCCCCAACAGGAGGUCUUCAGAGGCAUCGUUCCUCAGGUCCUCAGUUCACCUGUCAAAGCAAGCCAAGGAGGUCCUCUUGCAGAUGCCCCCUUAUCAGGAGGUCUGCUCUGUACAAUAUAGUACAGUGGACGCUCAGGUUGCGAACGUGAUCCGUGCGGAAUGCACAUUUGCAACCCGUGUCUGCGCACACACGGGUUGUGAUUCGGCACUUCUGCGCGUGCGCAAAGCACGAUUUAGCUCUUCUGCACAUGCGCGACUGCCAAAACCCGGAAGUAACCCAUUCCGGUACUUCUGGGUUUUCGCAGUCCGCAACCCAAAAAAACCACAACCUGAAGUGGCUGUAACCUGAGGUAUGACUGUAAUCAGGUCUUUAGCAUGGCAGCACCUAACCUUCAGAGUACCCUCCCCACCUGUCUAUUAGGCAGGUGUCAUCUGGUGCCUAUCACGGACCUUACUUUUUCAACAGAGCCUUUCUGUGGGGAGACCUUUGCCCCAGGCUGUUUCUGAAUUGAAUCUCUCUCCCCACCACCACAUGGAAUUGUUUGUAGUUGGCUUUUUAUGUUGGGUACCAUAGAUUCCAAUGUAUAAGAUGACUUUUUAACCCCGGAAAAUCCUCUAAAAAGUCGGAGGUCGUCUUAUACGCCGGGUAUAAUAAUAUGCCGGUAUGGGUUCGCUGGACAGCAGCAGUGGGCGGCAGGUUCCGUUCCACACCGGGAGGAAGCCACCCAGCGAAGCUGGCUUAGCAUCGCUGGGCAGCUUCCUCCCGGCGCGGAGCCCACCGCCCACUGUCGCCGCCCAGCGAAGCUGCCGUGUAUAAGACAGGGCGUAUAAGACGACCCCCCAAAUUGGCAGCUGCCCAUUGGGGGGGUUGUCUUAUACGCCCAGUCACCUAAUACGCCGGAAUUUACAGUAAUUUCUUUUCUGCUUCAAGAUACUUUGUGGGAAAGUGACUCGGGAGUGGAAUCAAAACAAACGAAUAACUUUUGGAUUUCCGUCUCCAUCCAUUCAGGAAGCUGCGUGUUCUGACCACGGAGCUCAUCCCAUGGGCUGUUCGGAGUGGAAGCAGCGUCAACUGCAUCCUGAAUUUCUAUUACGAGGAGCGCUGGGAGCAAACCAUGGACUCCCUCCGCCACGAAAUCGGUAUCCUGCCACCUCCGGCAAUUCCGGUGUAAAUUUCUGCUGGGGAAAAGGUCACUGGCAGGCAUUGAAGAAGCAGUAGAUGAAGUAGAUUUAGGGUCUCAGAAGUUAAACCACAGCUUGCCUUGGAUCAGCUGAGCAGCCACGGUUUGGCCAACCAAAAAGUUUAUUAAUUCAGUUGGCAGCAUGUUCUGCAUUUUUCCUGCCACUCCAACAAGACAAUUUAAAAUGGUAAGACAGUGUUUUAAAACACAAAGCCUCCUCAGUCAUUUAAACAGCAGUGAAAACACUGGGAGGAAGGAAAUUUGAAACCCUGAAAACUCCGGCGGAGAAGAGGCCUGAAACGCUAAAUGGUGGUUGUACAUAAAUGCACAGCAGCCCAGCAAGGCGGAUUCUUGGCAUAUUCCCGUUUGAUAGACCAGGGCUGGGAUAUUUGCUGCCUGCAGUCCUGAUUAGGCCCAUCUUCCUGACACCUGGGGUCAGAUGGUGCAGUAAGCGUGGGAAAUACUAAGAGCCUGUUUCAGCUCAUCUGUAGUGCCUGCAAAGCCCCUUUCCCAGUGCAGUGCAGGAUAGUGCUUUGAGAGGCGCUUCUAAAGACUGGUUGUUUUAUCAUCUGCAGGGUCUUCAGAAGCCCCAUUCAAAGCACUGAGUAAAAUAGUGUUCUGAAAGGGGCUUCAAAAGGCCCCUGCGUGCCAAAAGGUCACAGUUGACCAGUGGACUAGGCACGUCCCCCAACUCCUGUCGCAGGCAGAACUGAGGCCGGGUGUGUUUAAAGCAGCAGUGGAGAACCUUUUUGCAGGCCAAAGAUCAACCUGUUCCAGUGGUAGGCGACGCCAGAGGCAAGUGGGCGGAUCGAUGGAUGUGACCGCUGCAAGAUACUCUGCAUUCCAGCCACACUGAAGUCAUAGGUCCCCUCACAUGUCUCCACCCAGGCAAGCAAAAGACAUUAGUUAACACAGUUCCAGGACACAUUUUAGUCAGGUAAAAACCUGAAAGGUCGUUUCAGGGCAGGGCUGGUGAGGUGCAGCCUAGGGAGCGGGGGUGGGGGCCAUGGUAUCACAUUCGGCUCCUUUGUCUAAGAUUCUCCACCCCUUGAGCUAAGGCUACAGGGUGAAUUCUGGAUGAAGAGGGGUUUAAAUGGGUUGCAUAAGGAUCCAAGUAUUUACUCCCAUUGGACCUCUAGCUCUACAUCAGCAGGGCUUGUUGCUGUGGUUAAUACAGCUGGAACUACAGAUAUUUGCAAAUCAUCCAACCAUCUAUUGUUUGCCUACUCCUGGGCUACCAGGGUGGUUGAUCUCUCUCUACAAACCUCCUUUGGGUGAAAGGAAUGAAGAAUGCUGCCCAUGACUUUGUCUCCACCAAGGACAGAGGCACAAGGCCAAGUCCAGUUCUUAGCAGCACAGUUUAAGAAGGAUCUUGACAAGCUGGAACACAUGCAGAGGAAGGUGACCAAGAUGGUCAAGGGUCUGGAAACCAAGCCAUAUAUCGCAGGGGUGCCCAAACUUUUUUCAAAGAGGGCCAGUGAGGGCCGACCAAAGCUGCUGAGCUUUUUUUAGAAUUGAAGCUGUUGAGCUUUUUUUAUGAUUUUACCCCAAAGUUAUUGAGCUUUUUAAAGGAUUGAACUUCUUGAGCUUUUUUGGGGGGAUUUAACCCCAAUAAAUAAACUGCCACAGGGGCCAAAUAAAACCAGCCAAGGGGCUGAAUUAGGCCCCCAUAUUGGACUUUGGGCAUGCUCGCCAUAUGAGGAACGGUUGAAGGAGUUGAGUACAUUUAGCCUGGAAAAGAGGAGACUGAGAGGAGAUGUGAUAACCAUCUUCAAAUAUCUCAAGGGCUGCUACAUGGAAGAUGGAGCAAGCUUGUUUUCUCCUGCUGUGGAGGCUAGAACCCAAGCCGCUGGAUUCAAGUUACAAGAAAGAAGAUUCCAACUUAACAUUAGAAAGAACUUUAUGAUGGCAAGAGCUGUUUGACAGUGGAACGGUCUCCCUCAGGAGGUGGUGGACUCUCCUUCCUUGGAGGUUUUUGAGCAGAGUUGGCCAUCUGUCCUGGAUGCUUCAGUUGAGUUUCCUGCAUUGCAGGGGGUUGGACUAGAUUACCCUCAGAGUCACCUUCCAACUCUACAGUUGGGACUGAGAUAACUGCCCAUCACAGCUGGAAAGAGACUCAAAAUCUGUAAGUUCCUUAAUAAAUCGCCAGUGCACACAAUAUGCU